Molecule: messenger RNA, 1883 nt
Organism: Polypterus senegalus (gray bichir)
Lineage: Eukaryota; Metazoa; Chordata; Cladistia; Polypteriformes; Polypteridae
Product: E3 ubiquitin/ISG15 ligase TRIM25-like
Exons: 6
Coding region: 32-1738 (568 amino acids)
Molecular function (GO): zinc ion binding; protein binding
Source: RefSeq, a predicted model, not a curated record
AUUUCCUGGGAAAUCUCUCCUUUUAGGCGUAAUGGCAGAAGCUACGAUUUCUCUGUCUCCGGAUCAAUUUACCUGCCCAAUGUGCUUGGAGAUCCUCAAGGACCCCGUCUCGAUCCCAUGUGGCCACAACUACUGCAUGCUGUGCAUUAAAGACUACUGGGAUCAGGCAGUGGAGUACAGUUGCCCUCAAUGCAGAGAGGUCUUUCACUCGAGGCCCGUUCUUCGCAGGAAUACCAUGCUAGUGGAAGUAGUGGAGAAAGUGAAGAUAUCCGACACGUCUGUUGCACCCUCUCAAUGCUAUGCAGGACCUGGAGAUGUGGAGUGUGAUUUCUGCAUUGGCAGAAAGUUCAGGGCUGUGAAGUCUUGUCUGACCUGCUUGGCCUCCUUCUGUGAGACUCAUGUGCAGCCCCACUAUGAAGGAGCCAUUUGGAAGGACCACAGGCUGGUCACACCGACAGCGGGUCUGCCGCAGAACCUCUGCACCAAGCAUGGGAAGGCCAUGGAGGUGUUUUGCAAAACCGACGAGGUGUGCAUCUGCUGUUUAUGUGUGGCGACGGAGCACAGAAGUCACGAGACUGUCACAUCUGAAGCUGGAAGGGCAGAAAAACAGGCACAGAUGGGAGCAGCUCUAGCAGUGAUACAGGCAAUCAUUCAGAAGAGGCAGAAGAAGCUGAAGGAGCUGAAGCAGUCUGUAAACCUGCUAAAGAGAUAUACAGACUGCGAAGUACAAGAAUGUGAGAGGAUGUUUGGUGAUUUGAUCCUCACCAUUGAAGAAACCAGCAAAAAGGUGACAGAGCUGAUUAGAAAUCAGGAGAGGAGUGAAAUGGAAAGAGCCGAAGGAGCCAUGAAGCGCCUCGAGAGAGAGAUUGAGGACCUCAAGAAAAGAGACCUAAGACUGAGAGAACUUUCAAAGACUGAAGACAACAUCUAUUUUCUUCAGACAUUCCAGUCUCUCUGUGUUUCUUCUGGAGAUGGAGAUUUCCUCGACUUCACGGUAAGCAUGACCUCGAAGGACGAACUACAGAAAGAGCUGACUGAACUGAAGCAGCAACUGGAAGGUAUUAGCAAGUGGCAGCUAAUGAAAGUCACCCGGGCCGCAAGCGAGUCUCCAGUUUUCAUCUUUACACCUCGGGAGUCAAGAAACAGACAAGAUUUUUUAAAAUAUGCUUGUCAGCUCACGCUGGACUCCAACACAGCCCACCAGAAUCUCUGCCUGUCUGAAGACGGCCGAACGGCCACGGUGAUUGAAGAGCCCGAGUCAUGUCUUUACCACCCUGACAGAUUUGAGACCUGCUGGCAAGUUCUCUGUAAUGAAGCUCUGUUUCACACUUGUUCUUAUUGGGAGGUGCAGUGGAGUGGGGGGGCUGUUGAAAUUGGAGUUGCAUAUAAAACAAUCAGCAGGACAGGCGAGGAUAAUAACUGCAGUCUCGGCAGCAAUCCCCUCUCCUGGAGUCUACAAAGCUCGUUCUUGUCUCUUUCUGGCUAUUAUGCCCAUCAUAAUAAUAAGAAUGUAAAAAUAAGUGCCCCCCACUGCCCCAGAAUAGGAGUCUAUCUAGACUGGUCUGGUGGCACCCUGUCAUUUUAUAGUAUUUCAAAAACAAUGACCCUCUUGCACCGGUUUCAGACCACAUUUACUGAGCCGCUCUAUCCUGCUUUUAGGCUUUACACUUUAAAUUCCAGUGUGACAAUCUGCCCGGUCCUGACUGUUGACUCGCAGGCUCUCCACACCACUCUAUGAUACGUGCUUCUUCUAGUACUACUAUACAUAUAUUGUAUAUAAUUAUAAAUACAAUUUUUAUUAAGACAACACUGCAGCUGGGGCCAUUUAUUUGAACGUGUUGCAUGACAGAGUACUGCAAAGUUUGUAUACAUUUUUUUGAGAC